This is a messenger RNA of Fomitopsis serialis, 639 nucleotides long. RefSeq lists its product as uncharacterized. NCBI's taxonomy places the organism in Eukaryota, Fungi, Basidiomycota, Agaricomycetes, Polyporales, Fomitopsidaceae. The transcript has 4 exons. The coding region runs from base 83 to 424 and encodes 113 amino acids. Gene Ontology annotation, molecular function: protein binding. The record is from RefSeq and is a predicted model, not a curated record.
CCACGACAGAAAAUAUCUGGCAUUCAGCACGGACAAUGGUGUAGCAGGUGUCUUCGAGUUGUCCACAGGACAGAUCCACAAAAUGAGAACUCAGCAUACAAGCAUCUGCGGUUCGGUCAAGUUCGUACCCGACAGGCCAAGCGAGCUGGUCAGCGGAGGGUACGACCGCAAGCUUCUCCACCACGACUUCCAGCAGCGCACGCCACUCUCGGACUUUGACCUCGCCCAAUCAUCGCCCUCCAUGCCUUCCGACGAGCCUGGCCUGCAGCUGUCCCCGCCAUUUGUCUUAUCCACUGCCAUAUCAUCGACCGGCAUGUUCGUAGCAACCACCGCGAAUGGAUUGGCCUUCGUCGGUGCGGGCGGUGAGAAGUGCCCUCUUGGUCCCGCCAAGUCGAAGAAGCGAAAACGAAGAUGGGAGGUCUGAAGGAGACUGAGGGGAUAUGGGUCAAGGUCGCAGAGGGGCCUGUCGUGGCAGUCGCUUUUCUUGACCCGCAUCAACUGGUGACAUGCACGCUACUGGGCGAGCUCAAACAGUUCACCGUUGAUCAUCGUGACGCACAAGCCGAGAACGACACAACGAUCGAAUGCCGCACGGGAUGGACCAGUCACACAGAUAACAUCGCAAAAGUAAACGCUCUA